GUAAACAAUAAAGAUUUUAGUAAAUAAAUUCCUUAUAAAUAGAAAUAAAGUACUUUUAAGAUGAAGUCAGUAGUAAAUACGAUAUUAUUCGACGUGUCUAAGAACGAAAUGUUUAAAAUAAACGAAAACUAUAAAAUGCUGCAUCGCAAACUGAAGACAACAUGGAAGGUUAUGAUCAAUCGUGAAGAACUAACACAGAACAUUUUAGAAGACGUCCAGAUCCUCGUGGUACCAGGGCCGCAGAACGUGUUCACAGAUGACGAACUCGCGUGCCUCAAGAGUGUGGUCGAGAGGGGGGAUUCCGUUCUUGUGAUGAUGACAGAUGGGGGAGAGGAACGUAUGAACACUAAUAUUAACUUCUUUCUAGAAGAAUAUGGUAUUGUUGUUAACAAUGACUGCGUGGUUCGCGCUAAAUACCACAAGUUCUACCACCCAAAGGAGUGUCAUAUUUCUAAUGGCAUCCUGAACCGUGGUGUCAUGAAAUACAUCAUGAAAAUGCCAAACUAUAGCGUUGAGAGCGACGACUUUUUGUCCAGUAGCGACCUCUGUUAUCCAGUGAAGAGACCAAUCGCGGCUUUAUACACUGCGGACAGCGGGGGCAAGUUGUUCGUGAUCGGUUCUGGACAUUUCUUCGCGGACCAGUACCUGGAGUGCGAGUGCAACGACCUCAUCCGAGAGAUGGUGUUCAGCUACCUUGGCGGUUCUAUAGACCUGCAUCUCAACCCUGUGGAUGUAGAGGAUCCGGAUGUGAACGAGUAUCGUACACUGGGCGACGCGCUGUUCCUAAGCCAGGUGGCGCUGCCAACGCCCGCUACCGUGUUCGCGCCGAGGUUCCGCGAGCCUCCACCUCCUCCGCUGGAGCUGUUUGACCUGGACGAGGCGCUGAGUUCAGAACGCGCGCAGCUCGCCCGCCUUGCUAACAAGUGUCUGCAGCCAGAGAGUGAGAAGAUGGCGCAAGGUGACAGCAGUCAGCUGGAAAGUGAGCUGGAGUACUUUAUCCGUGAGUGCGGGCGCGUGGUGCGGCUGUCGCGGGCGCUGGCUGACGCGCCCUCUGCCAGAGCCAUCCUUCAUCAACUGAUGGUGCAGUUAGCAGCCUUCAAGAAGAUAGCGCCUAGAGAAGAAUAGAGAACAAGAGAGAAAUGUUAGUCUACUUCUUUAUCGGGUUAAUCGCCGAAAGAAGUUUAGAGUCGACACUUUCCAUUGAGUCUAACAUAGACUGAAACAUUUAUGUGUUCUUCUUUGUUAUUUAUGUUAGUGUACUUAAAAAACAAUGGAGUAGGCAGAGA
Messenger RNA from Papilio polytes (common Mormon), 1286 nucleotides. RefSeq names its product intraflagellar transport protein 52 homolog (gene IFT52). NCBI's taxonomy places the organism in Eukaryota, Metazoa, Arthropoda, Insecta, Lepidoptera, Papilionidae. The record is from RefSeq and is a predicted model, not a curated record. Bases 61 to 1125 code for a protein of 354 amino acids. Gene Ontology annotation, cellular component: intraciliary transport particle B; centriole; cilium. Gene Ontology annotation, biological process: intraciliary transport; cilium assembly. The transcript is spliced from 8 exons.